Molecule: messenger RNA, 2139 nt
Organism: Sphaerulina musiva SO2202
Lineage: Eukaryota; Fungi; Ascomycota; Dothideomycetes; Mycosphaerellales; Mycosphaerellaceae
Product: alpha-ketoacid dehydrogenase kinase
Exons: 1
Coding region: 361-1887 (508 amino acids)
Biological process (GO): regulation of glucose metabolic process; intracellular protein transport; protein phosphorylation
Cellular component (GO): mitochondrion
Molecular function (GO): pyruvate dehydrogenase (acetyl-transferring) kinase activity; small GTPase binding
Source: RefSeq, a predicted model, not a curated record
CUGAUGUUGCCUGUAGAAUAUCCAUACCACUGUCCUUCCCCGCUUCCACCACUCGUUCGUGCCGCUCGUCGUCAUCGUCAUCGUCGUCGUGAUCGAGGCCGACUCCACACCGCAUGCAUGUUCGUCACCUCGGCGCAUACCUGACCGUAGAAUGGUACAACAACCUACAACCAUACCUUACCGUACUGUAGGUACCUGUAACCCCCAUACAGUACCUGCCCAGACAACACCACCCCACCACUCGUGUUUCACCUCGCCGACAUUCCAUUCACUCUCCACCUCCGUGCGAGACCGUGCAAGAGAGGGCGGGUGUGUCAUGCUCGCACCCCAGACACUGCAGCAUUGUAGGGAAGAAGAGCUAUGCUCUGUCAGAGAGCGAGAAUAAGGCAUCAUGGCAUCUUCGCUCGUUGCACCUCCAGCACUGGCCGGCUCCGAGGACUGAGACAGCUUCAAACGGCGACAGUGACGGAUGGAGACAUUGGCAGACUCGCUGCAAAGCCUCUGCACCCUCUCACUCUCGCGGAUCUGUGUAAGAAUGGGCGGCCUCCGCUGUCCCAGGAAGCGCUGCUCAGCAAUGCCAACUUCACCCUCGACAUCCUCCCCUCUCGCCUGGCUCAUCGCAUCCAGAGCUUACGCUCCCUCCCGUAUAUUGUCGUAGCCAAUCCACAUGUCAGCAAGAUCCACCAGAACUACAUCCACUCGUUGUCCACCCUUCUCCCAUAUGCCGAGCGGAAGCUGCAGAGCUUGGAGGAGGAAAUCACCUUCACCGAGGUCAUGGUCAACCUCGUCCAGACACAUAGUAACACCAUUGCUAUUCUCGCUCGCGGCUUCCUGGAGGCGAGAAAGUAUAUCAGCAAGGAGGAAAUCACUCGCUUCCUCGACGAACACCUUCGCGCUCGCAUCGGCACCCGUCUCAUCGCUGAGCAGCACAUCGCCCUCCACUUCUCCUCUCAGCCACACGCUGAUCUCUCCGACGCGUCCCCGCCGCCUCAAGAUUCCACAUACAUUGGCGUCAUAGACACACACCUGAAACCCGCCGACAUCAUUAAAGACUGCGAACACAUGGUGGGAGACAUCUGCGAGCUGAAGUACGGACUGAGACCGACCAUCAAUAUCAUUGGAGACCCCGAAACCACCAUCGCACAUAUUCCCAUGCAUCUGGAAUACAUCCUCACCGAAUUGCUAAAAAACAGUUUCCGCGCGACCAUCGAAGCAGGGACGGAGAAGGAACCCAUCGAAAUCACCAUAGCCCCCGCUCCUGCACCUGCAGAAUUGACGGCACGCAUGAAGUCCAAACACGGCGUUGUCCACCAAGCUGAACAGGAAGUGGAAAGAGCAGGUGGAAUCAGCAACUACGACCAAGGCAAUGUGGAUUACGCUUCCAAUGCAAACAAGCCAGCACUCGCCAUGUCAGAGAACAUUCGAGCCCUCGAUCAAGCUACACCGGGCGUGACGAUCCGAAUCCGGGACCGAGGGGGUGGAAUCAGUCCGGAAAACUUGGCAAAGUUGUGGGAAUAUGGCUUUACGACGUUCAAUGAAGACGAGAUGAUGGAUAAGAUUAGUGGUAAUGGGGGAGACGGGACAGCAAUGUCGCCCUCCUUGGACUCCUUGAGUGCAGGGGGACCUGCAGGCGGGUCGAGUCUUGCUGGUCUGGGCUAUGGCCUACCGCUCGGAAGAGCUUAUGCCGAGUAUUUUGGUGGGGGCAUCGCGGUGCAGAGUCUGUGGGGAUGGGGCACGGAUGUGUAUCUCAGUUUGCGGGGCGUAGGGAGAUUGCAAGAUGGGCGAAAGGAGGCGACGGAGCAAGAGGAGGGAGGAGAAGAAGAAGAAGCGCAGAAGAAAUGGAAGUACGAUGAAGGGAACAGGAAGGAUCUUGGGGGCCGGUGGUAACAAAGUCGAGCAGACGAAAAAGAUGCACGCUACUCUGCUGGGAAAGUCCACAGCAGAACAAAAAGCAGGACUGGAUCAUCACCUCUUCUGACCAUGUCUGGCCGACGCUGCUGCUAUGCUGCCGCGAUCACGUGGCAGCGACCAGACGCACAAAAAUGUGCUGCCCUCCGCAGCCCUCAUGGUGAUGUAUGAGAUGUUCCGUGUUAUUUGCAGCAUGAAUCGGACAAUAGUGACGAGGAAUGAGAAUAUCAA